Molecule: messenger RNA, 837 nt
Organism: Perkinsus marinus ATCC 50983
Lineage: Eukaryota; Perkinsozoa; Perkinsida; Perkinsidae
Exons: 7
Coding region: 1-783 (260 amino acids)
Biological process (GO): chloride transport
Molecular function (GO): voltage-gated chloride channel activity
Source: RefSeq, a predicted model, not a curated record
AUGUCUGCUUCCGAGGUCAAUCCUUCCUCCAUGGGACUUGUCGGCACAGUGGCCUUCGCAGCAGCUGUAACACAGAGCUUUUCCUUGCUGGUGGCUAUAUAUGAGGUUGCACCAAGUCUUGGUACUGGUGGGAUGCUCUUGCCACUAUGCGUUGCAACAGUCGCUGGCGUCCUAGUAUCUGGACAGAUCUCGCCAAGCAUAUUCGAUGUAAUACUGCUACGGAAGAAUCUCCCAGGUCGUCCAGCACUGAUCAAUCAACGGAGAGGGAUGCUACCUGUAUGUGCAGUGAUGACUCCUUCUAAGGAGAUCCCUAAGAUACAGGAUGAAGCAUGGAAGCAUCCAGAGAGCAUAGAUCCAGAUACUUACCUUGACUGUCACCUCCCUAAGAUCCCUGUGCUCUUGUCAACCGAGAGUGGUCGUUCUAUACUAGUUGCAGCGGCUCCUGUUGACCAAUUAUUGGAACAUUGUGGCGAGAUGUCUUCCAAUGAGUCAGCUGAUGCAUUAUGUGAUAUGUUACCAUGGUUGGAUGUUUCCCCUAUGACGUGCUCACCAGAUGCCAGUGUAUUACAAAUCUAUGGUAGAAUGGAGUAUAACUCGGAACAGAUUUGUUUCGUAACUUUCCGAGGUGAACUUCUUGGUGCAGUGACGGCCGAAGACCUGUUGUACAGACAUCCCGUUGUACCUAUCCCUAUAUCACCUCCAUCCCAUGAUAGUGGGGACUGGAGGAUUACCAACAGGACGGAUGAGCGUCAUUUACCGACUAGUAUUGAUAAUACGCUGUAAAACGGCUUCUAUGUACUCGCUGUAUUUCUGAAACAUUAUUUCGGAAUAUAUUUU